Phascolarctos cinereus (koala) is the source of this 958-nucleotide messenger RNA. The record is from RefSeq and is a predicted model, not a curated record. NCBI's taxonomy places the organism in Eukaryota, Metazoa, Chordata, Mammalia, Diprotodontia, Phascolarctidae.
AGCUCAUACUGAAAAAGUGACCGAGCCUGUAUGGCCCUGUAUGAUGCUGAACAACUUUGUUUUAAACCCUAAGAUGGAUAUGAAUGAGGAUUUAGCAGCAUUACCAGGCAUGUUUGAAACCCCCAUCAAAAAGAAAACUGCAAAUGUGUCUCCUGACAUUGGUAGAGAUUUACACAAUUCUUCAGGAGAUGAAGACUCUUUAGAACCAGAGAAACUGAUACGUACUAUUCCUAACACAGUGGAACAGCUAUAUGGCCAGAGCAUGAUAUGCUGCCCUGCAAAUGAAAUCAUUCAAACCCUAAAGAAGAUCCCUGAAAUUGGAAGUGGUGAAAUAACAAAGAUGCCACUUCAAGAAGUCGAUGUAGACCCCAAAAUAUUAACACCCAAUAUUUCACUUUUGAAAAACACUUGUACAUCAAAGGAAAAUAGAUCAACACCACAUCUUAGCAGAAUUAAAAAAACAGCAGCACUAGAUCAAAAAGUUACAUACGUGGAAGAAAAAUUUGAAAGUGGAAAUGUGGAAGAUCUGACCACCAGGAGACUGAUAAGAACGCCUAAGGAAAGGGAAGAACAUUUAAUAGAAGACGUGAAAGUUGUCAAGAAGUCUGGUAAAACAUCACAGAAAAAAUGUGAUCCAGAAUACUCAAUGAGUAUUGAGAAGUUAUAUGAAAUACCCAAAAUAGAACUAAUAGAAAACACACCAAGCAGCCUAGGGAAACUUAGAGGAGAACCCAAAAAAGUAGAAGAGCUUCCAGGUCAUAGGAAUAUGACAGUUCAUAAGGAAAAGGCAAAAGCAGGAGAAAACUUUUUUAGGAGGUUUUUAGGAGGUUUCAGGAGAGUUUUCAAAACAUCAAAAGUAAAACCAGAAGAUCUAAAGAGAUUCAAACUGAUGGAGAAUGCUAGACCUAAAACUGAUACUGAUGAAAAACAAAAGUUAGUGAUUCAGUUAGUGAAAUAA